UAAAAAGAUGAGCGAGUGUACCUAGGAUGUCUUUGUCGGUGAGUUGAGCGCGUCAUGAUUAUGAGAUGUGUCCUCUCGACAGGCCUUCGUCGGAUGUUUAUAAGUGAAUAUGCGCUGUCGAUGAGGUCCCUUUGGCCCAUAGACAGACCGUCAUCAAUGUCGCGAUUUGCCAUCAGAACACAAUCUGUCGCAUUCGCCUGUUCACAAGCUCCGAGAGCUUUUCAUCGUACAUUACAUACUACCACUAAGAUGUCUUCAGACUCCGGACACAUUAACUUCCCCGGCAAGACCUCUGCCACCCCAGGUGAAGAGUUUGAAGUCCGCCAGACCUCGACCACCGAGGAUUACCACCCCAACCCGUCCAAGUCAAUCCCCCUCUCACCAGCGCGUCAGCGCUUGGUCGACGACAUCAUCGCACUGUACUCAAUGGAGCCCACGGUCGAGCGCGUGAAGCGCUACACCGCUGACUGCGUUUAUGAUGACCAAUUCGUCUACGCCAACGACCGGUACAAGAUGGCCGGGCAGUGGUUCGCCUUACCCAAGCUCUUCAAUGCGAGCAUCAACGAGGGCUAUGAGAUUGUUAAGAACGAUCGAGAUCUCAUUCAGUUCAGGAAUGAGCAGAGCUGGACUUUUAAGCUCAUCCCAAAGACUGCGACGAUCAAUGCGCUUGUCAGUCUCAGCCUGGAUCCCGGCACCGUCGAUAGCGACUUCAUUCAGGUCAAGUACCACAAGGACCAAGCCAAUGACAAGGACUACAGCCAUGAGGGCGUUGGAUUCUCGUUCAAGAAGUGGCAAGCUGACAACGUCAUCAAGGUUAUGGAUAGUAAAGAAGUUGAGGCUUUCGCAGCGGACAAGGAUGCCAGUAAGAACAAGGUGAAGAAGUAUGGCACUGGCAAGACCGAAGGGGAUGCACCCAUAAAGGAUCUUUGAGCUAUCGGUCAAUGACCCUGAUGAUUAGAGGUGAUGGCAUGUGUGGACUCGGCCAUCUUUCAUUAUCUUGUGACCCAAAGAUUUGAUGUGGAGAGAAAAGCUCCUUAAUUGCAUAAAAUCUGGAAUGACAUCAGCUAAAAUAUCGCAUCUAAUAGAAAGUCUCUCGGUGCAUCGCAAUGAGUUUAGCCAUGGAACGUGCCUUUCAGGCGUUGAUCCACUAAUGCAGCAUUACUUCUUCCUUCUCAAUCCAUUAGUAUCAUCGCUAUUGCCCGAUACCUCAUCGUCACGCUGGUAAGUAUCAACUGAUCCGGACGCAUCUUAUCAAGCACACGUGGGAAAGGACUUCCACGCAUCCGGAAGUGAGCUAGCUCGUUCGAUGCUGCCUAAGGAACCAGUGUGGGUGAAGAGUUCGCGACCUGCAUGCGCAGCCGAUGAAUAAACAAAGGG
Molecule: messenger RNA, 1377 nt
Organism: Colletotrichum acutatum
Lineage: Eukaryota; Fungi; Ascomycota; Sordariomycetes; Glomerellales; Glomerellaceae
Exons: 2
Coding region: 55-930 (291 amino acids)
Source: RefSeq, a predicted model, not a curated record